CAUGUCAAGAGUAAUCGUAAUUGUAUGACUACUCCCUCCACAAGAACACAAAAACGCUCGCGCUCCUAAGUAGUUGCCUAGGUUUAUAGGAUCACAAUGAUGACGGUGCUCAAUUAUCCCAGAACAUUUGGUCAGCGCGUUCUCGUCGCCAUUGCCACCUUGCGUUGGCUUGUUGUGACCAAGAGUGCUGGAACGUUUUUUGUCGAUGCGCGUCUGGUACUACGAAAGGCUGGAGGAGGCUCCUCGUCUUCAACUUCAGCCACUGACGGGCUCUUACGUGACGCGGCGUUGAAGGUCGUCAUAGAGCACGCAUGUGCCGGAUGGAAAAACUCUGCUUCAGCUGCUGAUGGACAUCAACAUCAUGGAGAGAACUCGAGUUCUAGUGGCGUCACUUCUACUUUUAGGGAAGGAGCAAUUAUAAACUGCAAUAUUAAAAUAACGAAGACGAGAAGUUAGUAGCUCUUUCUCUUUGUUAAAACUCUGCUUCAACAUGGCCCACUCUGUGGAGUCAACGCAGAUCUUUUGUGAGCAUUUGACUGAUUGACGGAAGGAAAUCAAUGCGAGUUGCCCACUCCUGGCGGCCCUCUCUUAGAGCACCAGAACCCCAUCCCUAUCACUAAUCACAUACACAGUCUUUCGUACAUGCCUCAUGUAAGGUAAAAAGUAGUACUUACAGCACCUUCUAAAACAAAUGCAAAUCACACCACACCUACGACCCAUUCCCUGACAUCAACGGUUCCUCCGCCACUUGGGGUCACUUUCGGAGGAGGUUACUCCUACUCGAUCUUUGAAGCCGAUCAGCACGCUUGGUGUGUCUGUCCUGAUUGUGUAGCGUUCCACGAUGAUGACAAUGGUUAUCAUGAUUGGAACAGGACAAGGAGUCGGAGACCGGAAGAGGUGCAGCUUAUGCGUCCAAAAGUUGUCGUUCGUUUGUUCAUAAUAUAUAUGAUGGACUUCUAAAUAAUACUUCUACUUAUGUACCUAGAGAUCAUGAGUAACUAGAAGCAUUAGUUUAGAAAACAAAUACGACAACCUUGCACCUGUUUGCUGUGAGAAAAGAAUCAAACUGCACCUCUAAGACUCGCUUAGCAAAGACUAAGAACGCGGUCCGUUUCGUUCGGCAACUUGCGACGGGGUUUGAAUGCACGAGUCGGAGACUAGCGCAGCAAUUUUUGGAGCACAAGCGAUAUCGUGCAGCUGAAAUAUUUAAGGACGAAAGUAGAUUUAGUAAAAAUUGUGAUGUGAAGAACGAUCAUGAAGAUUCUUUCGUACAACUAACGAACUUAAGAGGAAGAUUAGACGACCAUCGAUCCUACCCCUUUACCUCUAGCUCUAACUUCCUAUCUCAAGCAAGGCACGAGCUUCACCAUGAGGACCGAAGGCCUAGUCGUGUCAUUGAUGGCAUCUAUCAAGACAAGGCGUUUUCAAGAGACCUCAAAGAAGCAAUCCUGAACAUGGUACGAGAGCUCAGCCGCGAUCGAGCCUGUACGUUUAAUCGCGUUCAUGGUUCUUACACCACCGCAAUGUUGUGGCAGAACAUUUAUCGGCAGAGCUCCCUUCAUCACCUGUGGAGAAGGGGAAGCGGGAACACUGCUCAAGGUACUGGGACAACGCCUGAGGCACCCGCUAGUACAACGACUAGGACAAGUGAUACAACUGGGAGCCACGACGUGGUACAGACCACUUGUCCUCUAUGCCAACCCAACGAUCCAGAUCAGGAAAUGGCACAGCGUUUGCCACAGGAAUUGACGGAAUUGGUUUAUCUUCUUGGCGAACUGCUACGACUAGCGAGAGAUCCUGACGAAUGGGUGCGCCAAGUGACCUAUAAUGAACUGCAUCUUACGAGAAAGUUUUCGCUUUGUCUUCGAUGUCGUGGUAAUACGAUGUCGUCCUCUGGGAUAAUUCUUUCUAAUACGUAAGGACAGGCUUCUCGGAGGUAAAAAAUAACUACAUCUUGAAGUUUGUUGUACAAGAAAUCUGCUUCUUAUAAUCUAAAUCUUCUAAGUACCAAAUCCUACAGUCAAUGGGUGCAAUCGGUCAGCGACCUGUGCAAGUGCGGAUCGUACAACCAGACGCCGAGGGUCGGGAUGGUGUCGACGAGGGUCGGGAUGUUGAGAUAGAGGAGGUGGAAGCAGUAGAUGAGGCGAGCAGUCGGUUGAGUGAUCAGCUCUCCUUUCUGCACGUCCUGCAGGAGGAGCACGAGCUUAAUGAUCAACUGCGGCAAGAAAGGGUAAGACGAGAAAGGGUAAGGCCACGAUUUCAGGACCAGCAGGUGCAUCAAACUGUACCAGGACGAGGGGAGAUCGUAGGAUCAACAGCAACAGCAUCUUCAGCAUCAGCAGGUGAAGGAAGCAUUACCACGGCAAACAGCGCUCAUGGUGGAGGAGAACAGCAACAUCAUUAUAGAUUCACUUCCACGAGUAGCAGUAGUAGUACUGCAGGAGGCAGUGACUCGGGUACAACUUCCGCAGAGCACGCAGUCACUGUAGGCGCAGAGCGAUCGCGAAUACAGGCGGUGCACGAGGUGCAGCAAUCCGCUUUGUCAAGUACUACCUCCGCGCGCCAAAGCCCAGCAUCUCCUCGACUCGCCCUCCAAAGACUUGUCUACGUGCCCGAUGAGGACUCCACUCCUGAAGACGACGCACACACUUACGUUGGCACACCGCACAUUGAGCUCAACCUAAGAAGUGGCGCUGAGAUUCCGUCAUCGCGAGAAUUAACCAGAUUAGUGAGGGACAAAUUGCGUGAACGGGAACACGGUUCGCAUGUAGAAGAAAGACAGGUAGGACCAGGAGACGACUCAGAAGACGAUGGACCAAGUACAAGGAAGGAACAGCAAUCAGGAUCAGUACUACGGAGGCGUAAGCUGAGCUUUUUCCCUUCUCCCAGGAAAAUGGAGGUCGAGAAAACAGAAGGCAUCAGACUUGGCGACUCCUCCGACUUCAUGAUUGACAACGACAAACCACCUGUACAACUUACUAGUGGCGGGGUUUCUAAACAUCAGAGUCAACAGCAUGAUGAGCCUUGUCCUAUGGACGUUGAGGGACGCGAAGAUGGUAGUUGUGAAGGGCAUGUUGUGGAGCAGGAGCAGAUGGAGAAGCAUCCCAAUACGGCUAGCAGUAGCAGUGAUGUGAAGUUAAGGGUAGGUUAAAGGUGCUUUUCUUACCGCUUUUUAUGCCUCUCCUAAGGGAGAAAGGCAUAACAAGCGGGGUAAGCGAGCACCAAAAACCUACCUCUAAUGAAGAGAGAAAUCGACAAAUUGCAAUCUCAGACCCCUGAAGAUGAUGCACCGGAGGAUGCUCAAGAACAAAAGGAAGCUCUUGCUCAUGACAUUUCCCGGUAUAUGAUGACUUUGAUGGGUGCAUAUUGUAGGUCUGACUUCGACGAAACGACUUUUGGUGAUGAUUGGUAUACCACGACAACUCCUAGUAGAGAGCAAGCAGGAGAUGCUGCCAACGCCAUCGACGUCGAUAAAGAAGGGUUAUCACCGGAAUCAGAUGAAUUAGCUUCACUUCUCUUUGCUAAUCCGCUUGUGUCCCCUCGACCUGCUGGAAAACAUCAAACAGUUUUGAAAAGCACAGCACGAUGGGACUCGUGUACAACAAAACCGUCGGAAGGCGCAGAAGUAGACUCCGAUCUUAACGCAGCAAUCGAGCAACUAGGACAAGACUUCUUACAGCACUUUUCUCCAACAACGACACCACGUGGUUCAGGAGUCUUCACCUUCCGUAAUAAAAAAAGUUCCUCAGAAAUAACGACUCCUACAGGCUGUUGUAGCUUGUCUUUGCAACAGAGUGGAGGUUCAGCUUCAUCGGGUUCAGCAUCUUCCUCAGGACAGACUCAAACAAGCAGCACCCCAACCUGUCCUGACCAGAAAAAGCCUAUGAUCUCUGUCGUUUCUCCUGCAGAAAAGCAUAGGAGAAAACUUGCCACGCGCAUCCGACAUCCGAUCCUUCGUCGAAAGAUCAAAACGCUCACGGCAUUGGCAUCAACUAAAUUCUGUUCGUCUAGUACAUGUACAUCGUGUAGGAGUGAAGAUUGCUGUACUUUUAGUGGGAACGAACGAGCCACGACAGCCAGUAGUAAAAGGAGUUGUAAAACAGCAGAUAAUAUGAAGAAGACGGACAAAACACCAAGAACGAGAGUAUCCUUAAGCGCUGUAAGUUGACCGAUAUAUGCGCAUAUCUAUGGCCUCUUCAAGUAGGAAAGCCGUAAAUAUGCGAGCUAGGUCGGUCAAGUUCCACUUCCAGCCGCUAAUAUCCUAUGAUGACCGCGAUGAAGAACAAGUCCCUGACCUUCUCACAGAGCGUCUUUUCUGGUGCCGUGGUGGCUUCAAGAGGCUGGUCACUGAGGUGAUUGCGAGAACGCUAGUGGCAAUGCUGCCGCGACAAUCGAGAGAAGAUUUGCGCAUGCUGAUAAGUGACAUGAUAUGAUCAACCUUUUUGUGGAGUAGAUGGAGAUUAGUUACCCUAUUGUAUGUGGUGGCCCGGUGGCUCUUUGACAGAAGCUACGGACGCACGUAUAGUAACAAGUAUACCACGACGCUUGAUACUUGUUCUUCCAGCACUCCUCGACCUCGUGUGUACUUAAUUCAUCAUGUCAUGAUUAGGAAAGAUGUAUACUCACACUCAGUGUGAAUCAGCCUCCACUCCAGGUGACUUUCAUCUAUUCUGCCGCGAGUCCACAGUCAUCGCAGUCUAGCUUUGCGGAUUAAGACGGCACUAGAGGCCCAAAUCCGCUUGGACGCGAGUCCGCAUGUGCGUGCUAUCUGCAGACUAGUUAUGGGUGUACGGAAUUCAUCUCCCAAGUCAUCUGGAAGAAGAAAACAAGAAGAAAAAGAGAGCCACACGAUUCCGGAGAUGGAUUUCCUAUGCCUCUAAAGUAGGGGUCGCGACGUUGCGCACAAAGCUGCAGCGAUUGGCGCCACCACCGCAGCCGCUAGAAAGAAUGAGUGGAAAACGAGAAAUGUGAGUUUUAGAAGGGAAUUAGAUCUAAUUGAUAAGCCUGCAUCGAUCUGAUUUAGAAGACGUUUAAGAGUACACCGUACACGCUCGUGAAAAUAUAGACCUUUGCUCUUCUGGGAUGAAGUCUUUCGAAAAUGGAAGCACAUAGAAACAUUGUAAGUACUCACUCGAAUUCAUGAAGACGCGGUAAAGUAAAGGCGCUGUUCUGUAGUUAUGGAGCACUAGAGGUAUCAAGGACAAGAGCGUGGUAUUGAUGCGAUACAUUUAUGGAAAUCGAUUGUAAGCGCUUCUCUGAGUGGAGCUUGCCGGCUGAUAAAAGCAAAUAAAAAUACACAUUUCAACUCGGGACAGAAAAACUAAGCAUGGCGCAUAGAUCGAACAAGUCGCGAACUAAAAACGUCCCACAUUUUCAUGUACAAAAGUAGUUACGUGAACGAAUAGAAGAUAUCAAGGUGGUCCGAAAGAGGAGAAGAAAGGACAAGGCCAACCUGAUGACAUGGAAAUCGACUACGGAGAAAGCCCGGCUCUUGUUUCAGGCAAGCAAAUGUGGUCUCCUGAAAUGGGCGAUUUCCGACAAGCACCUGGAUGGUCUAUUUCUGAAGAAGGUAUCCUCGCUGUCCACUUCCUUCGUCUAUGCGCGAAAUGGGAAAAACUGGUCUCGGCACUAUUGAUUCUCCACAGCAAC
Molecule: messenger RNA, 5649 nt
Organism: Amoebophrya sp. A25
Lineage: Eukaryota; Dinophyceae; Syndiniales; Amoebophryaceae
Source: the annotation of a GenBank genome assembly